AUGGCUCAGCAUACUUCAUCUGCGCUCUUCGACAAUUUCCGCAAGAGCCUUCAGUGCCGGCUACUCGACAUUGCCUACGAUGUUACCCAUAGAAACCCACCCUCCCAAGAUAGAAUUCUCUCAAUGGUCAGUCAUGCCUCUCGCACACUACUUGAGCUCAAACGCACGGGAGAGAUGAUGGCCCUCGAUGCCUCGACGCAUGAACUCACGCGCGUGGCGCCUAUCUCAUAUUUCCACCAGGUCCUCGAGCGCGAUGGACAAUGGCCCAUGACGGAGUUCGAAUGGGGUUGUCUUUACACGCACGACAGCUUGAACAUGCUAACAGAACAUAUCACGGGCAACAGAAACUCCGAUGACAUUACCCGUAACUUCCAAGCACAGGCUAUUCUCUGGGACAUGCGGGUGCGAUUCCCUAGCAUUCUUUCUGGUGCUGGAGAUCGUGCCCUUCCUUCUUAUGAUGUCCGCCAGAUCCCAUCGGCAGCAGUCGUUUCUACGCGGUCUCGUAUUCCCCAAUUGGUUCGUGCGGCUCGUCCUGAGGAGACUUACUUCACUUACAACCCUCAGCGCCCACCUCCUACUCGUGACAACCAGCUUCGGGCCCGGUCAGAGUCUGAAGAUGCUUGUAUCGUAGGUCUUUACCGCAAUCCCAGCAUCGAGCCUAGGUAG
Molecule: messenger RNA, 666 nt
Organism: Penicillium soppii
Lineage: Eukaryota; Fungi; Ascomycota; Eurotiomycetes; Eurotiales; Aspergillaceae
Exons: 1
Coding region: 1-666 (221 amino acids)
Source: RefSeq, a predicted model, not a curated record